Cuscuta campestris is the source of this 1180-nucleotide messenger RNA. Lineage: Eukaryota; Viridiplantae; Streptophyta; Magnoliopsida; Solanales; Convolvulaceae. The record is from the annotation of a GenBank genome assembly.
AGUAAAUCAGUCAAUUAAAAACAGUACUCCCGCCAGCUUCUUCUGUACGCCAAUAGAUCAUGUCGUCCGUAUGCUUUUUUCUCUUAUCUCAACACAAGCAAGCAAACAGGCUAGGGUUUUGACCCCUCCAAUUGCCAUGGACCACGAGGCUUCCAACGAAACAAGGUGGGAGACCGACGACGCUGGCUAGGUUUUCUACCAUGCCUGGUGGAUUUUGGUGGCUGUGAGCAGAGGGCAGUGGAACCAAAAUUGCAGCUAUAAUACAUAGAUUGGUGUAAUAGAUCUAUCAAAGUCGCUGCUCCAACGCUCCUUCCAUUGGAACUAGGAAGAGGAUUUCCGGUCAAGGAGAAGUUAAAGGGCUGUUCUCGGAGUUCUUAAUAGGCCGAACAAUGGAAUCUCUGCUGACCAAUUGACCAGUGAGCACAAUGCCUGUUCUCCCGUUGUUAGGGAAGAGCUCAGAUCUCGCCAUCCCGGAGAUGAAAAAAUUGUCGUCUUCAAAGACCAAGCUUGGCGUGUUAUAGGAAUCAUUCAGCCAAGCUUCGUUUCUUCUUCCCCCGUCGCCGCCACUCAUUCCCUGCGAUUCCCCAUUCCCGGUAGCUGCAACUCCAUCCGCCGCAGAAACACUGCCGAUAGGUGCUUUGUUGGAUUCCAGUUGUGGUUCAAAUGAAGCCACAGAGAAAUCAUGUCAAGAGCAAACUCUUCCUAUUUUUCAGAAAAUUGAAGAUCUGGCUGCUAAAGUGCAUGAUUUGAGAAGAAAACAUGCGGCUCUGAGUGAUGAGGUGAAGAGUAUCACUCCAGAUUCUUUCCCUGGUUCUGAAGCUAUCUGCUCUCUUCGGGAUCUCGGUAUGCAACAUGAACUCCUUAAAAGGAAAUUCGAAGAAGAGCAUGACCUUCUGAAGAAAAGAUAUCUUGAUGAGUGCACUGAGAAAAAACGUCUCUACAAUGAAGUGAUUGAGUUGAAAGGCAAUAUACGAGUUUUCUGUAGAUACAGACCACUAAAUCCUGAUGAAGUUGCAAAUGGUUCAUCAUCUGUGGUUGACUUUGAUUUGUCUCAUGAAAAUGAGAUACAAAUUGUCUCCUCUGAUUCUUCUAGGAAACAGUUUAGGUUUGAUCAUGUUUUCAAACCAGAUGAUGGCCAAGGUAACUAUGAUCUUAGCGGGCACAUUCUGGUUUAACUGUG